Cyprinodon variegatus (sheepshead minnow) is the source of this 1661-nucleotide messenger RNA. RefSeq names its product chemokine-like receptor 1. Gene Ontology annotation, cellular component: plasma membrane. Gene Ontology annotation, molecular function: G protein-coupled receptor activity; complement receptor activity. The record is from RefSeq and is a predicted model, not a curated record. NCBI's taxonomy places the organism in Eukaryota, Metazoa, Chordata, Actinopteri, Cyprinodontiformes, Cyprinodontidae. The transcript has 2 exons. The coding region runs from base 111 to 1190 and encodes 359 amino acids. Gene Ontology annotation, biological process: complement receptor mediated signaling pathway; phospholipase C-activating G protein-coupled receptor signaling pathway; inflammatory response.
CCCAGAUAAAAUAUUAUUGACCGUUAUGUCUGUUACUAUUAUAACUUAGCCACUUAUUUACGCAUAUCAAACUACAAAGGUUUACAGCAAAGGUAUAAAGAAAGACAGCCAUGGAGACAAACUCGUCAUUCCAUCACAUUAACUCCACCGUAAAACCAGUCUCCUCCUCAAACUACUAUGCAAAUCUGAGAUAUUCUCUACACAUCAUGUCUCUUUGUGUUUAUGGUGUGGCCUGUGUCCUGGGCGUGCUGGGGAAUGGAAUGGUUAUCUGGGUGACGGGCUUCGGGAUGAAGAGAACUGUUAACACUGUUUGGUUUCUUAACCUGGCCGUGGCUGACUUCCUCUUCACAGCCUUCCUACCGCUGGGCAUCACAUACCAGGCUUUACAUUUCAACUGGAUUUUUGGGAGGUUCAUGUGCAAGCUGAACAGCACAGUGAACUUCCUGAACUUGUACGCCAGCGUCUACACCCUUGUGGUGAUCAGUGUGGACAGGUUUGUGUCUGUAGUGUGGCCCAUCUGGGCUCAGGUCCAUCGGACGGUGAGGAAGGCCUCCUAUGUGAGUCUGUGUGUUUGGGCAUUGGCUUUAUGCCUCAGCCUCCCGGCUUUUGUCUUUAGAGACACUGAAGUCUUCAAUAACAACAGCGUCUGUUACAAUAAUUAUGCGCUCUCUAAAAAUUACACUAUUCCAUCUGUGGUACAGUUAGCCCAUUUUCGCCAUCGAAAUAUGACCAUCACCCGAUUUCUCAUGGGCUUCGCCGUCCCUUUUGGUGUAAUUGUUUCCUGUUACAGCAUCAUAAUCCACCGCCUCAGGAGGAACCCUGUACUUGCCAAACGAUCAAGCCGCCCUUUUAAAUUAAUUGCCACCAUCAUCAUCACAUUUUUCCUGUGCUGGGCUCCCUUUCACAUCAUGAGUAUAAUUGAGUUGAAGAAAUUUGAUCCAAGCUACAAAAGCGAAACAUUGAAGCAUGUCAUCGCCAUCGGAAUCCCAAUCACCACAAGCCUGGCCUUUCUUAACAGCUGCCUGAACCCAUUUUUGUACGUAUUUAUUGGCCACGACUUUAGGGAUAAAGUCUGCACAUCCAUCCUGAAGGUGUUUGAGACUGUAUUCCAGGAAGACGAGACCAACACUUAUACAAAGUCCGUCACUUCCAGUGAAAGCAAGAGGUCCAACCACAGCAGUGCAGUGUAGAAGCAGUACGGAAUUGUCUAGAGCAGUGUUCCCCAACCUUUUUUGAGCCACGGACCAGUUAUAUGUCAGACAAUAUUUUCACAGACCGGCCUUUAAAGUGUGGGGGGUAAAUAUGAUUAAAUAAAAUGAUCCGACUGGAAUAAAAUCAAAUAAGAACAGCAUAAAAAUAAAACUGACCAUUAUGCUGAAUUAGUGGGAGCCCUGAGCUUGUUUCUCCAAAACAAGCCGGUCCCAUCUAGGCGUAACCGGAUACAAUGACACGAAGUGUGGUCCUGAUGUCCAGUCUGCUCCGUAGCUUUGUUUUGGUCGCUCUAACCGCAGGAAAUAGGAUGUGUGUUAGGGUUUUAUAUAGGAUAAGUCUUGAUCUGAAUUAACCUGUGUCAAGAGGCACAGAUGCACCAACUGAUGUAAUUGGGAGAGAAUACCCCAAUUUUUUAUAUUUUUCUAAAUAAAACAUCACUCAGACUCUUA